AUGAAGUCAGACGAACGUAGCCGUACUGCUACUGCUGGUGGUGGUGACAAUGGAGUGGCUAAUGGCAGAAAUAUGAGCAAAUCACAGACAACCUCAAUGUUGGUACCCGGAUCGGCUAUUUCAAUUCGAGUGAGUUUCAUACUUAAUCGGGUUCGUUACACAUNCCCCGCCGAUGCAGAUGAUAAAUUCUACAGUGAAGGGAAUCGAUGGAGGUGA
Messenger RNA from Anisakis simplex (herring worm), 216 nucleotides. NCBI's taxonomy places the organism in Eukaryota, Metazoa, Nematoda, Chromadorea, Rhabditida, Anisakidae. The record is from the annotation of a GenBank genome assembly.